Molecule: messenger RNA, 2437 nt
Organism: Xyrichtys novacula (pearly razorfish)
Lineage: Eukaryota; Metazoa; Chordata; Actinopteri; Labriformes; Labridae
Source: the annotation of a GenBank genome assembly
AUGGAGCUGUCGGAUAUCUCUUUCCCCAUCCCCGCCGCAGAUGAUUUCUACGACGACCCCUGUUUCAACACCAGUGACAUGCACUUCUUCGAGGACCUGGACCCGAGGCUGGUCCAUGUGGGCCUGCUGAAACCGGACGACUCCUCCUCUUCAGCCUCGCCCUCCCCCUCGUCCUCCUCCUCGUCCUCCUCCCCGUCCUCCCUCUUGCACCUCCAUCACCACGCCGAGGUGGAGGACGACGAGCACGUCCGCGCGCCCAGCGGGCACCACCAGGCGGGCCGCUGCCUGUUGUGGGCCUGUAAGGCCUGCAAGCGGAAGACCACCAACGCCGACCGGCGGAAGGCUGCCACCAUGCGCGAGCGCCGGCGACUCAGCAAGGUGAACGACGCCUUCGAGACCCUGAAGCGCUGCACGACCGCCAACCCCAACCAGAGGCUGCCCAAGGUGGAGAUUCUCCGCAACGCCAUCAGCUACAUCGAGUCCCUGCAGGCGCUGCUGCGCGGCGGGCAGGACGACGGCUUCUACCCGGUGCUGGAGCACUACAGCGGGGACUCGGACGCCUCCAGCCCCCGCUCCAACUGCUCCGACGGCAUGGUGAGUUCAGGGAUCGACAGGUGUCAGACCAAGUGUGGUCGAGUCUUUGAAUGUGCCUUAAAAAAUCUCUCCAAUGCGCUUUUACGCACGAGAAAUGUUUUUACGCACGAGAAAAGUUUUUACGCAAACACUCUCGGGUUUGUUUUCGUAUUUUCAUCUACAACGAGUUUGACUCUUUUUCUCAGUGACUGAAGUUGUUCUCAGCACUUUCCACGCGGGAUUAUCUGAACUCUUUUUUACCUUUAGUGUUUUUAAAUAUUCAUGUCAGUUUGUUCGAAUUUCGUUAGUUUUAGUGAAGCUUUUUUCCCCAAACGAGUUUCAGGCAUUUCGGCUGAACACAGGAGUUAUUAGUGAGGAGUUAAAACUACUUCAUAGUUACUAACAGGCCGGUCUUUUACAAGGUCGAUUUUUAUCUUAACAAACCUUUUCAUAACUUAAAUAAUCUGAGUGGAGGCCACGAACUAAAAUGAUCAUGUAAUUGUCCAAUAAUUUAUCUCGAUGCAAACAUUGUUUGAAGGAGGACGGAGGAAAUAUUCAGAGUUAAAUGAAAGUAAAAGUUAAAAUACUGAAGUGAUGUUUACGCAGGAUAACUGUAUUAGUGUUCAUAUUAUUUUAUUACAGGAAGACACAUCAGGAAUAUAUUUGUGUUUUUAUUCGGCUUGUAGGUAAAACGGAUUUUUUGGAUUUUUUUGAGUUUCUUUUUCCAAACACGACAGAGCUGCGAUUUUCUCUAAAAAAUACUUAAAUUCAUUUCUAUUUUCGGUGAAACAGCAGACAUUAUUCUUUGAAGUCGUAGUGUUCUUAAUAUAAUCUAACAUUAUUUUAAUCUCUGUGUUUUUCUCUCUUUUUAUUCAGGCGGAUUUUAACGGGCCGAGCUGUCAGUCAAACAGAAGAGGAAGUUACGACAGUAACUCGUAUUUCUCUGAAACUCCAAACGGUAAGAAAACAACAAGAGAACAGAGUUUUAGUGUUUAGCUGCUAACAGGUCGAUAAUUAAAGACUUUAAAUGAGUUUAAUUUGGUUCUCCUUUUUACUAAAACAAAGAUUUAAAAAAAAGAGGACAAAUGAAACCAGUUACACUGUAAAACACACUCCUGUUAAAUCUAAACUGGUGAGAUAUCUUUCAUAAUCAUUAGAAUUACAUGUUUAUGUCCUCAUUUGUGUGUUUGAGGUAUUUACUCAAAAAUAAUGUAAAAGUUAAAAGCUGCUAAUUAAAACAAGAACUAAUUCAGACAUUUUAUUUAGGGUCAAACAAUGAAAAUUUGAUCUUUUUAAAAGGAAAUUUUCUCCUGAUUGAAUCAUUUUGGAAAUUUUUGAUUUAUAUGGAGAGUAAAUUACAGUUGUUACUUUUUAGGGAAAUCAACUUUUUGAAUCCAACAAAAACAAACAGAGCUUAAAAAAAACACCACAGACAAAAGUCGAAACAUUUAUUUUUAUUUUUGAUGAGGCAGGGACACAAAAAUAAAAUCCUGAAGUAAAAGAAGACUUAACUUUCCUUUGACUUAAUGAAACCCUUUUUUUUUUUUUUUUUUACUCCUAAUAUUACUAAAAAUUAACUCAAACAUUUAUGAGUUCAGAUUUCAGUCAUUGACUUUCCUUUUAUUUUUCGUCUUUUGCAGGUGGUCUGAAGAGCGAGAGGAGCUCGGUGGUCUCCAGUCUGGACUGUCUGUCCAGCAUCGUGGAGCGGAUCUCCACCGACAACAGCAGCCUGCUCCCCGCCGCCGCCGAAGGCCCCGGAUCCCCGCCCACAGACCCCAAUCCAGAGGCGACGGCCCCCGGGUCUGUCCAGAUCCCCUCCCCAACCGCCAGCCAGGACCCUAACCUGAUCUACCAAGUCCUAUAG